Molecule: messenger RNA, 966 nt
Organism: Daphnia pulicaria
Lineage: Eukaryota; Metazoa; Arthropoda; Branchiopoda; Diplostraca; Daphniidae
Product: E3 ubiquitin-protein ligase RNF152-like
Exons: 4
Coding region: 91-798 (235 amino acids)
Source: RefSeq, a predicted model, not a curated record
UAAAAAAGCGGUCAAAAGUCAUGGUCGGUGGAUCGGUCGGCGAACUGUGUGUUGUGCAAUAGAAUCUACAAAGUUUUUAAAAUACUGAAAAUGGCGAACUCGAGAGUCAACACGUUGGAUCAAAAUUUCAUUACUUGUCAAAUUUGUUUUUCUGAAUUCAACGGUGAAACUAGAAAACCAAAGUUCCUGCCAUGCUGCCACACCAUUUGCCUCGAGUGCUUCCAGACUCUUCGUCGAGGGAACACUAUUUUGUGCCCUUUCUGUCGGACGCAUACAAGAUUUAACGACAACAGCAAUGGAGUAGAGUGGGUUCUUCCAACCAAUCAUUACGUGCUGGAAUUGCUCAGACUGAAUGAAACAGAUUUCUAUUAUGAUGUGAAUUCCAUGCCAUCUACUGCACCAGUCAGGGAGCCGGCAGAAGAGGUGGAUGUACAAUUUGCCCUUGCACAGGCCACACAAGAACAACAAGUGAUACUACCAACAGUAGCAGCUAUCUCACAGCCAACACACGAGCAUGACCAAUUGUCCCAAUUGAGACUUUCUCUGGAAAUAAGUGGUAGGGAGAUUGAAGUAGAAAUCUUGAAUGAAGCUAGGCGCCAGAGUUUAUCGAACCAGCAGCAGAGUCCCACUUUGCGUGACGUUGAUGGUCAUCGGGAACCACAAGGAAAUACGGAAGUAGUCCCAUCCACCCAACACACCACUACCGUGCCUAAUACAACCAGUGACGAUGAAGACCAGGAUGACUUUUCGAAUGAGGACAUUUUCUUAAUGUUUUUGUUAGGAUACUAUGUGUUAUAGUCUCCGCCUAGGCCCUACCUCCCCCUCCGUCUUGGCUCGACACCUGAGCCCCCUCGCGGCUCAUGUCGGCCCUACUUCCUUCCGGCCAUGGGCCAGUCAGUCUUACCUUAGUGUUCUGCCUGUACAGUACUCCCAUCCCGUCGUUCAAUACAGUUAGGUUAACUCGGA